Messenger RNA from Alosa alosa (allis shad), 4176 nucleotides. RefSeq names its product splicing factor SWAP (gene sfswap). The record is from RefSeq and is a predicted model, not a curated record. Lineage: Eukaryota; Metazoa; Chordata; Actinopteri; Clupeiformes; Clupeidae. Gene Ontology annotation, molecular function: RNA binding. Bases 156 to 3140 code for a protein of 994 amino acids. Gene Ontology annotation, biological process: mRNA 5'-splice site recognition; RNA processing. The transcript has 18 exons.
CAGCCAUGUUGGUUCCCUGUGUGCUCUGCAGUUUUGAAAAAUCAAACUGGAGUAGUUAGAUGUGCUAUCUUGGUGGAAAUGAGAAGACUUUAGGUGAUAACGUUUAAAUACAGUGAUUUUCCAAAGUUAUAUACUCUAGUAUCGAAAAUAUUGGGAUGUAUCGACGGGGAGGAAGUAAGAAGGACCAUCAUAACAAGCCUGUGAAGGAGGAGAGUGAAAGCACCAAGUAUGCGGAGCUCCUGGUUUUUGGCUAUGCCUGCAAGCUGUUCCGGGACGAUGAGAGGGCUCACUUCCACGAACAGGGCAAACACCUUAUCCCAUGGAUGGGAGACAAGAGCAUCAUGAUUGAUAGGUAUGAUGGACGGGGUCACCUGCAUGACCUUUCUGAAUAUGACGCUGACUCCUGGAACCGCGAUUACCAGCUGUCGGAGGAGGAGGCCAGGAUUGAAGCCCUUUGUGAUGAGGAAAGAUACCUGGCUCUUCACACAGACCUCUUAGAAGAGGAGGCCAGACAAGAGGAGGAGUACAAGCGGCUGAGUGAGGCGUUGGCGGACGAGGGUACGUUUAACGCGGUGGGCUACCGCUACAGCGCCGACUACUACGACCCCUCACAGCCCACUGAGGAAGAGGAGGCCAACAAGGAAGCAGAAGCACAAGAGGACAGCGAGGAACCCUUUGUAGCCCCCCCAGGCCUCAUCAUACCCCCUGAUGUGGAACUGCCAGCCACAAUAAAGACCCAUGCCAUCAUCGAGCGCACUGCCAACUUUGUGUGCAAGCAAGGAGCCCAGUUUGAGAUAGUGCUGAAAGCCAAGCAGGCUAAAAACUCCCAGUUUGACUUCCUGCGCUUCGACCACUACCUGAACCCCUACUACAAGCACAUCCUCCGCGCCAUGAAGGAGUGCCGCUACACUCCCAUCUCCGACAACCAGCAUGGUCAGCAGCAGGACACACAGUCUGAUGACUCUGAUGACGAUGGUGAUGGCAGUUACCUCCACCCCAGCCUCAUGGCACCCAAGAAGUGCUCCAGGCUGGAGGAGCUGAUGAAGCCCCUCAGAGUCAUCGAUCCGGAUCACCCGUUGUUGGCGCUGGUCAUCAAAGCCCAGCAGGAGAAGAAUGGUGGUGCUGCUGCUGCCGCUGCCCCUGCACCAGCCCCGCCCAUGGUAGAGGAGACACAGCCUGCAGUGUCCACUCAGGCAGAGUACCCCACCGAUCCUAAUGUUGCCCCAAUGUACUAUGGGUACUGCCUGCUCCCGGAUGGCACGUAUUGUCUGGCGCCUCCUCCUCCCGGGAUCGACGCCAACGCGUACUACAGCACUCUGCCCCAUGGCAUGAUGCCACCUCAGGCCUCAGCGGUGCCCCCGCCCCCAGGAACGACCCCUCCACCUGAACCAGUGCCCAUUGCCCCCAUACCCGUCCCUGUCUCAGUGUCCGCUCACAGUCAGGUCACCUACUCUGCUCCCCCCAGUCAGAUCACCUACUCUGCUCCCCCUACCCAGGUCACCUAUUCUGCUCCCCCCACCCAGGUCACCUAUUCUGCUCCCCCCACCCAGAUCACCUACUCUGCCCCCCCCACCAUCAUCCCCCCGCCCCCAGACAUCCAGCCGGUCAUUGACAAGCUGGCACAGUAUGUGGCCCGCAACGGCGAGAAAUUUGAGGGCAGCGUCCGCGCCAAGAACGACCCACGGUUUGAUUUCCUGCAGUCCUGGCACCAGUACAACACCUAUUACGAGUUCAAGAAGCACUACUUCAUGCAGAAAGAAGGGAGAAGACUGCCAGAGGUUGGGCCAGGGGCGGAGGACACGGAUGGCUCGGCUAACGGCUCAUCAGAUAAGCCCCCUGAUGAUGGCAAACUAAUUAAAGCAUCCUUUGCCCCCAUCUCGUUCGCCAUCAAGGCCAAGGAGAACGACAUGCUGCCGCUGGAGAAGAACCGCGUGCGCCUGGACGACGACUCGGACGAGGAGCGCGCCGCCGAGGGGGAGCUGGAGGGCGGAGUGUCGGCGACAGCGGCGGGAGCGACCUCCGCCGGGGCGGUGUCCACAGCAGCCCAGGCGGUCAAGGAGGCUUCUGCGGCCCCUCCACCCGAGGAGAAGAAGCCCACACUCACACUGGAGGAGCUGGAGGCCAAGCAAGCCAAGCAGAAGCUGGAGGCGCGUCUGGCAGCGGCGGCGCGGGAGAAGCUGGCUCAGGCCUCCAAGGAGUCCAAAGAGAAGCAGCUGCAGGCGGAGCGCAAGAGGAAAGCUGCCCUCUUCCUGCAGACGCUCCGCGGCCCAGACACAGACGCCAAACGGCCCGAGGAGACACCCGCACCCCCAGAGCCGGAGGUCAUGUCCAUCAUGGUGGCUCCUGCCACCCUCCCUGUGAUGUCCCGAGUGCCCGCUCUGCCCACCGAAUACCAGUCCAGUGAGGUGCCCGCGCCGAGGACCAGCGAGGCGGCCCCGUCGGCCCUGUCGGCCCUCUCCUCCGCACACGCCGCCCCCUCCUCCGUGUCCGCCGCCUCGGCCUCCCGCGGCCCCGAGCGGGAGAAGGACAAGGACCGGGAGCGAGACCGCGAGCGGAGGAGGGACCGGGACAAGGAGAAGAAGAAGAAGAAGCACAAGAGGAGGUCGAGGUCAAGGUCACGCUCCCGCUCCAAGUCCAAGUCCAAAUCCAAAUCCAAACGCGGCUUGCCCAGUGCCUACCGCCGGCUCAGGAGAUCCAGGUCCCAGUCCAGGUCUCCGGGCAGGCGGGAGCGAAAGACUUCCUUCGCCAGUGGCUGGCAGCUGAGGAGAACAACAGCGAGCUUCUGGCCCGGCACUUAUCGCCUGGGCAACAGCCCCGGCCUGGGCAGGAAACGCUCCCGAUCAAGGUCACCACAUGAGAAAAGGAAGAGGAAGAGCUCACGUUCUCAGGUGAUGAAGGGCUCGUCUCGGUCCCCCUCUGCCUCCCCCGACCGGCCAGAGGAGAAGAAGCGCCUCGGCACAGUCUCCGCUAGCCCCUCGCCUCCCACCAGCCCCACAUCCAGGGACGGCUCGCAGGAGAAAGACAAACAAGUGGCGUCAGCCAUCGUCUCCUCGGUCCAGUCCAAAAUCACUCAGGACCUCAUGGCUAAAGUGCGGGCCAUGCUGGCAGCCUCUAAGACCCUGCCCAGCAACCCCUCAUGAGGACCCCCGCCACUGGGAGAUGCCUGCUGACCCAGUGCAGCAGGAGAAGUGCAGGUGAAGAAAGCGCUCCAAAACAGCAGUCCUCUGCCUCGUGGACACCUGCUCACACACAAAUGAGCGCACAACACACACACACACACACACACACACACACACACACACCAGUGGCCUUCAGCAGGAGAGUGGGAGCCCCCAUCACACACACACACACACACACACACACACACACACACACACACACACACAUACGCUGCCCGUCUGUAGGGAGGGCAGCCAAGGCCUCAGUUUUUGGGGGUUUUUGAUUGGCUGGUUUGUUUUUAAACCUUUGUCCAUUUGUGGUUUGAUUGUGUUGACCCUCUGAUUUUAGCAUUUUUUUUGUUUGUUUGUGUUAUUCACACAAUGGAAAUUGAACAUUUGCAAGUCAUAUGAGCCCCCCAUCCCACUCAAAGAGAAAGACAAUAUGGCCACAGAUGAGGAGCCAUUCCAGAACGGGGAAAACCCAGCUUUGUGUUCCGGAGAAUUGAGGUCUGUCGCUUCCAGAACCGCUGAAAUCAGCGUUAAUCCGACAUGGAGACAUCAACCCGGAGGAAAGUGAGCCAAACCCCUAUGCAUGUUGUCUCUCUAACCGAAGAAAUGGACGGCUUGCAAGAUAACUUUUGAGGAAAGUGUAAAGUGAUUUGUGGAUGUACCACAUGUGCAUCUCUUUCUAAAGAAGUAGAUGGUGGGGAAGAGCAAAAAUAAGGCAAUUUCCUCCAAUCUGAUGACUGGACUGUUUCUUGGGUAAUUGGCACUGCAGCCAGGACCUCUACAUUAACGUCCUUCUGUGAAGGAUUGUGUUAUUUGGCAUGCUUUCUCAUCCUAUCUCUCCCUUUUAUUUUCUAAGCAGGUCAGGUACUUCUCCCUCCCUCCCUCUCUGAGUUCUAAUGGUGUCCUUUUUUUUUUUUUUUUUUUACUUCUGUUUCUACAGAAGUUCUUGUGCAGAUGCUUUCUAUAACGUGUUAAUAAAAUUCAAAAAAUGAAGAAAGAAAAAAACGUU